AUGGUGUUGGUGAAAAGGGCGUUGGUGAGACAGCUGGUAGCUGAGGCGGGUGCACGGAUGAACGUCGCAUGCAAGGAUCCGUGGGAUGGGUGUGCUGACAGGGGAGGCAGUGACCAGGUAGGCACAGAGGGGUGGGAACGGUGGGCAAGGCAAGGAAGACGGAGCCACUCACCAGGCGCUCAUAUCUUACCACCAUUGCCGUCUCUAACACACCACUCCCAGCAUCUGUCCCAUCCUCUGUCCUCUUCCCCCUGCUCACCCUCCCCUUCCCCAACACCCAUCCUCCCUCCCUCCCCCCGUCCCCCUCUCCCCCCUUCCCCCCCACCCUUUUUUUCUGACGCCCCACCGUUUGCCAUGCCAUCGACUGCUGCCUCGUCUACAGCUGUCCCCACUGUCUGUCGCCCCACCUUCUCUCCCGCUUGCAGCAGCAGCCGAAGCGCCGAGACACUGCUGGUGGCGUCCAUGGCCAUCAUCACCACCACCACAUCCAUUGCCCCACCGUUUUCAUCCGCCCGUGCUGCUGGUGGAAGUGACCGCAUGGGAGCAUGGGCAUCGCCAGCAGAGCUGAGAGCAUGGGCAGGCAGUCCUGACCGCUGGCUCAAGGUGAGCUGCACGUCACCAUGCCGGGCGUCAUGUCCACCACGAGCACGUCCAUCCCCCCCACUCCGUCCCCCUUACAAGCUUCUCCACUGCCGCCAUCACAUCACCAUGGGCCAACGCCAUACGGUCGCCACGUGUGCAGGCAUGAGGAAGCCCACACUCCCAGCCCACGUGAGCGGACAUGCAGAGCAUGCCGUGCGCCUGCAUGCGUGGGGGAAGGGCGAGGCGAGCAGGGGGCGGCCGGCAGUCUCCAGGCCCAGCGGGCAAGAAGGGGGAGGAGGCGACAAUGUGCAGGCCGAGCAGGUUGGGCAUGAAGGAAAUGGGGAUGGGGAGGCUGACGGGAAGGGGGGGUGGGCAGGGGGAUGGGUUAGAGAGGAAGGGAAGGUGGGUGGGGAGGGGGAACAGGAGGGGGGUGGGGAGGGGGAUAGGCAGGUAACGAAGGCGGAUGGGAAGGGCAGUGGAGAGGAGGGGGAGGAGAGGGUGGGAUAUGAUGAGCGGAGAGGAAGCGGCGAGGGGCAUGGCGGUGAGGCGGUGAGGCGGUGA
This is a messenger RNA of Closterium sp. NIES-65, 1143 nucleotides long. NCBI's taxonomy places the organism in Eukaryota, Viridiplantae, Streptophyta, Zygnematophyceae, Desmidiales, Closteriaceae. The record is from the annotation of a GenBank genome assembly.